AAUUAAAGAAGUUUUAAUUGUUACGAAACAUAAUUAUAUUUAAAGACAGUAAAACAAAAACAGUUCUGUAUGUAAAAUUAAUUUUAUAUAACCGCGUGCAGUGUUUUUUUUUUCUAAUUCUAAUAAUGCUUUCAAUUUGUGUACAUGUAUGUAUAUUCCAUUACGAUAAUUUAAUGAAAAAAACGAAGAACAUGUACUCACGCACACGUUUGAAUGUUCAAUACUCACUCUGUUGCUAUAAUAAUAGUCAUUUAUGAAUUGUGUAUAUGCAUGACGCUCCAAAAAUAUAUGUAAUAUAAAUAUAUUUAUUAAAUUAUAUGUGUAAAUAAAAGUGAUACCGUUCGCCUAAUAUUGAAAUGAAAUAACAAAUUCCCAUUAAUAUUGCGUACAUUCGGUUCAACGUUCAUCCAAACUGUACAAAUGGAUGAACAAAAAGCGCCGAUGGUGGUACGAAUUUCGAUUGGUAAAAUAUAAAUGUUUCAAUUUUAUCCAACCAAUCGAAAACCUUGCGCCUUGCCGUGCAUUGCAUUAGUCGGCAGAACGUUUGAAUCGAAUUUACAUAUGUACCUACAUGUAUGUGCUCCACUUAUCCCUUCUUUGCGAAUCUAUUACCCAGAAAGACGUGAAGUGCUAACGCAAUGAAAACGAAUCAUUUUUAUGUUUCAAGUAUCUUCUAAUGUAUGUAACAUUUACUUUACUAUAUAACUAAACUAUACAUGCAUUAAUUUCACAAGACAAUGGCUGUAAUUGUCGCAAGUAUGUAUCAUCGAAAGGUAUUAAAUUCUCAGCUUGGCAAAUUGUUUUCGACGUUUGUCCAUAAAUGGUAACAAAACGAAUGAUUUUAACAGGGGCUUUUAUGAUUGGGAAUUUAUUAACUUUUACUCCUGCAUUAAAUAGGCGCCACGGGCAUUGCAAAUUGUACUAGUCAUGAUCUCAAGUACAGAUAACGAGUACGCGAACAAAACUGCCCAGUGCGUUCAUCCUUUGAAAUAGUUACAUCACUGGAAAGCGUCAGUCAUAGUUAUAACACGUAGUGUCGUAUUUUGUCGUGCGUACGUUCUGCCAUCGACAUUCGAUAAGUACGUUGUCAAGGAAGACAAGGUAGCUUCACUUUGUAAGUAAAAUGCCUGUAAAAACAAAUUUCCCGCUUGUAAUUGCUGUUCUCCAUCCAAAUAUUGGUGGCUGGAUCGGUGGAUACAUCACCAAAAAAAAUAUCAAACCCUGGUAUGAGUCUUUAAAAAGGCCUACUUGGACACCACCAAACUGGGUGUUUGCUCCAGUAUGGACAACUCUGUAUUGUACAAUGGGUUAUUCUUCAUAUUUAGUAUGGAAAGAUGCUGGUAGUUACAGAGAGGCUGCAAUACCACUUUCUAUUUAUGGAGCUAAUUUAAUACUAAAUUGGUCAUGGUCACCACUGUUCUUUGGAUUACACAACCUGAAAUUGGCUUUGUAUGAAAUCGCAGUAUUGUGGGGAAGCACUGUAGCAAUGGGCAUUGCAUUUUACAAUGUAAAUCCAAUUGCUGGCUACUUGGUAAUUCCAUAUUUAGCAUGGAAUUCUCUAGCUGCAGCAUUGAACUACGUAAUUUAUAGAGACAACAAGCCAAUGAUAGAAGAUAUUACAGAUAAAAAAAAGGAAUAAUAUCUUGUAACAUACAUAUAUAUAUAUUUGUUUUUUUUAGCAAAAUGCAUUAGUGUAUAAUGUCACCCAAUGAAACAAUGCUUCAUAUAUUACCUCUUUUUUUUACAAUUGUUGUAUCACCAGCAUUUAAUAAGA
Molecule: messenger RNA, 1774 nt
Organism: Colletes gigas
Lineage: Eukaryota; Metazoa; Arthropoda; Insecta; Hymenoptera; Colletidae
Gene: Tspo
Product: translocator protein
Exons: 3
Coding region: 1124-1639 (171 amino acids)
Cellular component (GO): mitochondrial outer membrane
Source: RefSeq, a predicted model, not a curated record